This is a messenger RNA of Papaver somniferum (opium poppy), 549 nucleotides long. RefSeq lists its product as uncharacterized. NCBI's taxonomy places the organism in Eukaryota, Viridiplantae, Streptophyta, Magnoliopsida, Ranunculales, Papaveraceae. Gene Ontology annotation, biological process: DNA integration. The transcript has 2 exons. The record is from RefSeq and is a predicted model, not a curated record. Bases 1 to 549 code for a protein of 182 amino acids. Gene Ontology annotation, molecular function: nucleic acid binding.
AUGAUUAUCCUCUCGGAUAAUGGUACUUCUUUUGUUAAUCAAACAGUGAAAGAACUGUUGGAUCAAUAUGGAAUCAAGUUCCAUACUUCGAAUGUCUACUACCCUCAGGCAAAUGGACAGGCAAAAGCGACUAAUAAAACAUUGCUAAGGAUAUUAAGCCGUACCGUACAUGAUCACCAUAGGAGUUGGCAGGAGCAGCUACCCCUCGCACUUUGGGCAUAUCGCAUUUCCAAGAGAAGUUCAACCGGCGCCUCUCCUUACUCCUUGGUGUAUGGAGAAGACGCAACAUUGCCAGCAGAGAUUGCAAUUCCUUCCGCACGAGUGGCCAUGGCUAGCCUCACUACCCGGAUCAGCAUAAAUGAUGUAGUAAUGAAGAUCGCACCAUAUGUCCAGCGCAAUGAAAAGGCAGGAAAAUUUGCUGCAAAUUGGCAAGGUCCCUACGUGAUUAGCGAAGCUGCGAAAAGCGGAUACUACUAUCUCAAGCGGAUGAAUGGCUCACACAUCAACACUCCUAUCAAUGGUAAAUGGCUUAAAACUUAUUACGCUUAA